CCCAAUAUAAACUAAGAAAAGAAAAAUGAAGUGUCUUAAGACACUUGCAUUUGCUUUUACUCUUUCUUUUGCUAUAUGCAUUCAAGCAUUUGAAUGUGAAUUAAAUCUCAAAGAUCCUUACAGGGUUGCAUUUACAAUCGUGGUGGAUCAAUCCGGCAAGGGCAACUUCAAAACCAUUCAAAGUGCUAUUGAUUCCAUUCCUUUCAAUAAUAAGAAGUGGAUUCGUAUCUCCAUUUUUGCCGGAAAAUAUUUAGAGCAAGUGACAAUCCCUCCGAACAAACCAUGCAUUUUUCUUGAGGGAGCUGGACCUCUGAAGACUGAUGUUGAAUGGAAUGCUCAUGCUAAUACUGAUACUAGUGCAACUUUCACUUCAUAUCCUGAAAACAUUGUUGCAAAAGGCAUUACAUUCAAGAAUACAUAUAAUAUACCGAGAGGCGACACUCCUAUGGUCCCUGCUUUAGCUGCAAGAAUAUAUGGGGAUAAAUCAGCUUUCUAUCACUGUGCUUUUGUUGGACUUCAAGACACCUUAUGGGACACAAUAGGGCGACAUUAUUACCACAAAUGUUAUAUCGAAGGUGCAAUAGACUUUAUUUGGGGUUCAGCACAGUCUAUCUACGAGGGCUGUGUAAUAAGUCUUAACGUAGGAACAUAUGCGAAAGAAAAGGCCUUUGGUGUCAUAACAGCACAGGGGAGGAAUUCGCCAAAUGAUCCUAGUGGCUUUGUGUUCAAAAACUGCAAAUUUGAGGGAGUUGGGAAAGCUAAUCUUGGGAGAGCUUAUGGAUUGUACUCUAGAGUGAUCAUAAACAAGUCCAACCUCACGGAUUUUGUAUUACCUGCAGGAUGGGAUGCUUGGCGUUAUACAAACGACGUAGAUAAGUUGACGUAUGUGGAGGCAGAUAACGUAGGAGCUGGGGCAAACACUGGAGCUCGAGUGAAAUGGAUGAAAAAACUUAGUGAUCAUGAUCUUCAAUCUUUUGUGGAUAAUUCUUACAUCGACAAGGAAGGAUGGAUUGCAAAAUUACCAAAGGUCUUUUGAAAAUGAUUCUUUAUUGCAACUGCACAACAAAAUGUAAUGAUGAUAUACAAAUAAUAUCUCAUGACAAUAUGGUCAUGUUCCUUUCAUUAAGAAUAAAAACAUAUAUAUACAGAGGUGAUGGUUUAGUCCUCAAACUUUGUUUUGUAACAAUUAAUUCUAAAACUUAUAUUGAUACCAUUUUGUUGAUGAUCGAGAAUGGAAUGAAUUCAAAGAGUUAUU
Molecule: messenger RNA, 1255 nt
Organism: Rubroshorea leprosula
Lineage: Eukaryota; Viridiplantae; Streptophyta; Magnoliopsida; Malvales; Dipterocarpaceae
Source: the annotation of a GenBank genome assembly